Messenger RNA from Seriola dumerili (greater amberjack), 1276 nucleotides. Its product is annotated as retinal homeobox protein Rx2-like. The transcript has 4 exons. The coding region runs from base 264 to 1241 and encodes 325 amino acids. Gene Ontology annotation, molecular function: DNA-binding transcription factor activity, RNA polymerase II-specific; RNA polymerase II cis-regulatory region sequence-specific DNA binding. The record is from RefSeq and is a predicted model, not a curated record. NCBI's taxonomy places the organism in Eukaryota, Metazoa, Chordata, Actinopteri, Carangiformes, Carangidae. Gene Ontology annotation, biological process: positive regulation of transcription by RNA polymerase II.
AGAGACACCAUGUGCGUAGCAUAAUCUGUGGUAGGAACCUGAAGGAAGACGAAGAUGUGAGCUUGUUCUGCUUUUGUGGAGAUAAUACAUUGAACCCCACGGAAGUUAACCUCGAAGGAUACAGCCCUCACGCUUCACACAAAGCUGCUCCAUUGCAUGUGAGACAGAAGAGCUCUGUGCAACAGCUGCUUUGUCUUUUCUCACUUGGUAGCAGUUUGAUUUUUUUCUGACAAGGAAGAGAGAAAGUGUCUCUAAAGGAUCGGAUGCAUUUGUCAAUGGAUACCCUGGGAAUUGUGGACGAUAGUUGCCUAGACAACUAUGAUAUGGCAAAAGGUGCCGGUUCAAGCAGUGGAGGCAGGGUCCACAGUAUUGAUGUCAUACUAGGGUUCACUAAAGACCAGGACCCUUUACUCCAUUCGGUAGGAGAUGAUGACAGCCAUAAAGCCAAUGAAGAAAACCCACAGCACCCUGAAAAGCAGGUUCCAUCAGACCCCUAUGGGCACCUUCCAGAACUGGGUGACAGCUCCCAACACUCUUCCUACCAUGAAUCUGACCUUUUCUCCGGUGACAAGUGUGAUGGAGAAAUGAGUGACCUGCAGAAGGAAGUGGAGGUUGCUGAGGGGUCUCCAGACACCAUGAUAGAGGAAGAGCACACUAAAAAGAAACAUAGAAGAAACCGUACCACCUUCACCACCUAUCAGCUUCAUGAGCUGGAGCGAGCCUUCGAGAAGUCCCAUUACCCAGACGUCUACAGCCGUGAAGAGUUGGCAAUGAAAGUCAACUUGCCUGAGGUUCGAGUUCAGGUGUGGUUCCAGAACCGAAGAGCCAAGUGGAGACGUCAAGAAAAGAUGGACACUAGCACCAUGAAGCUCCACGAUUCGCCCAUGUUAUCCUUCAGUCGCCCCCCAAUGCCUCUCAAUGCCAGUCCAGUGGCUAACCCAAUGCCCCUAGAUCCCUGGCUGACCUCACCCAUCUCCAGUGCCACGUCUAUGCAUACCAUCCCUGGGUUCAUGGGCUCACCGCAGGGCCUGCAGCCUGCAUAUCCAAGCCACAGCUUCCUCAACACCCCGCCUGCCAUGGUCCAAGGUAUGCAGCCCAUGGGCCCACCUCCCUACCAGUGCCCUCCCAGCUUCAAUGAUAAAUACCCAAUGGAGGACGACAGGAGUUCUAGCAUUGCAGCACUCAGGAUGAAGGCCAAAGAGCACAUUCAGUCGAUGGAUAAAACCUGGCAGCACAUGUGAUCUCAUGGGGCACUGUGAACGGAUUUUUGAGCUGC